AUGCCUCCAAAGCGCAAGGCUCCCACCAGCGCAGCCGCUGUCCCCAAGACGCGACAAUCCAAACUUGCAAAGGAGCAUAAUGUGACUGCACAAGAAGAGGGCGAGAUCCGCGAGGCGUUCAGUCUCUUUGCAGAGCCAAUGGACGGCGAAAAGCAUGGAGUCUUGCCUAUUGACGACGUCAAGUCUGCGCUGAUAGCCCUCGGUGUUCCGCCCUCUUCUCACGCAGAGCUCAAAGAAUUUAUAUCAAUCCUAGACCCAGAAAACGACGGCUACGCGACCUUUGAACCUUUCUUCGCCAUCUGCGCCCUCAAAUUCCACACAAGAGAGCACGACUCGGACGCUCAUCGUGCAGAAGUCGAGGAAGCCUUUCGACUAUUCACAAACGGCCAGGAUGGGCCCAUUACGCUUGCACACCUCCGACGUGUUGCUGCUGUGCUCAAAGAGGAUGUUGAUGAGGAACUACUCAAGGAUAUGAUUCUCGAGGCGAACGGUGGCGUAGGUGUUGCUAGGGGAGUGGGCGUUGAGGAGUUUGAUGGAGUCAUGAAGAGUGCUGGUGUCUGGAGGUGA
Messenger RNA from Fusarium subglutinans, 567 nucleotides. Its product is annotated as hydroxyacylglutathione hydrolase. NCBI's taxonomy places the organism in Eukaryota, Fungi, Ascomycota, Sordariomycetes, Hypocreales, Nectriaceae. Gene Ontology annotation, molecular function: microtubule binding; calcium ion binding. Bases 1 to 567 code for a protein of 188 amino acids. The record is from RefSeq and is a predicted model, not a curated record. Gene Ontology annotation, biological process: spindle pole body duplication. The transcript is spliced from 3 exons. Gene Ontology annotation, cellular component: mitotic spindle pole body; half bridge of spindle pole body.